AGAUGAGAGGCGAAGAGUCUUUUCGAAGUUGGUGAUAUUGUAUUUUAAACAUUAUGAUAAUAUAUUUGCUAAGCGAUAUAAUUAUUAUAUAUAUUAUAAUUAUAAUGUAUCAAAAAGCUUUUAAAAAUUUGAUAAUAAUACUUAAAACUAAACUGCCUCCGAAAACCGAAAAUACCUUUUUUUGCCGGAAAUCAAAAUACAAUGUAAUGCUUGAGAAAUAUGAAAUAUGCAAACAAAAUUCUCAAACAAUACUCUCAAGUCAUAGACGAUUGGAAUGUAUUUAACACUUUCACAACUCAAAUAUUGGCAUUGCUAAAUAUACGACGAGAUGAAUACCUACCUAUGAGCGAAAGUAAAGCCUAGACCAGACUAUUCGUGUGCACAAGACUUUGUUUGCUCGCAUUCAUGGAGAGGAGAAUUUUACAUUGUUGAGUCCUCUUGUUCAGUGAGAUAUUGAGUUGCCCUAGACUUAGCCAAAUUAAGAGAUUUAUUUUGUCUGAUGUCUAACCACAGACAAACAUACUUACAUUCCUAAAGCAUUUGUGCGCAAGUGUCUCUUUUCUUUGUCACGUAUUUAAUGCUGGUUUUGUAUAUGAAUUGCAUAUAUCGUUUCAGAGUAGAUUAGAAAUAUUUGUUAAAUAUAAUUUAUCCUGUGGGAACCGAGGUCUGGGAUGUACACUAUUAUUCAUUAUAAUAGCUUAUAUCUUAUUUGCCUUCGCAAUGUAACCGAGGAAAGCUGAAGCGCGCUAAGUGGAUAAUUACAAGCUUCACUUCACCAACAUAGUUCGCGCUAAAUUUUGGACCCAAUGGCAAACGCAAAGUUCGCAAUCCAUUUUCGCAAAAUGUUAAAAGGCGAUUUUUUUAGAAUAAUUUAGUGUUCAAAUAAAAGGUAGUUUUAGUAUUUGAAAGGGUAAAGUACGUCAUCAUCAAAACUGGAGUAUACUUGGAGUGGACAAAAUCUAAAAAAAAAUCGUUACAUACCAUAAUUGAAAAUGUCAAAUCUAUGUAAUCAUUUUGCCCUUGAUAAUUUGUGAAGCUAUGUUGCUUUCGUCAGCACCGAAUACAACCGCGAACCUCGAAUUGACAAUUUGAGAAUAAAAUAAGAGCUAUCAGUUCAAACCUCAUGUUUUCAUCAUUCAGUGCACUUUAGUGGUGGAGUUUUAUAUAAAGUGUUUAAAAUGAGAACAUUUUGAGAACAACAUAUCAUAUUUUUUUUUUGUAGCUAAACUUUAAAUUUUGAAAUAUCUUCAUAAAAUAUGUGGAAUUUGGUUGUCGUGGUAUUUAUUGUUGACGUAACGUUUUUACAAGUCUCCUGUCGAGAACAUCAAAAAAGUUCAAGUACCUUGAAUGAUAUUCAAUAUAGAAGAUAUCUUAACAAGGGAGCAUCCGUGGACUGUUUUGAUGCUUUUGAUGAAUGCAGAAAAGUAAAGGAGUGUCGGACAGCCUUGAGAGGGUUAAAUAAAAGAUGCAAGGUUGUUUCCGGACGUUGCAGUGCUGAAAUGGUUGAUCUUCCCAGAUGUGGACAAAUUAUGGAUCAUCUCUUUCAGUAUGGAUUCCCAGAAACAAGAUGCAAAUGUGAUCACAACUUGGGAAGAUGUUUCACAAUGUUGAAUAAGAUCUAUGCCAACCCAUGUUUUGCUGAUGCAAAAAAGCUGACAAUUUUGUCAAAAUCACCGACAUUUACGCCGAGAUACAAAGCUUCUAAUCUCAGUGAAAAUUCUUCCUCGAUCCCGACCUUCGGGCUUAAUACUGCUGACGAUGCAUCGAUCAGGCAUCUUCGAAAAAAUGACCUUUUCCCGCAAGAAAUAACUGCAUACGAUAAAGUUGGUGGUGUAGAAGCAACCACGUUUUUAGCGGAUGUCACAAACUCGGACCAACUGAACGGUCAGGAAACGGACAUGAAAGACGAACUUGACGCACUAAAAAGUUCUACCGAUGCUUCAUUUUAUGAAGAAAUUUUUGGAGACGAAGGAUUUGCCAAACCACCUCCUCCGCGAAAUAUUAUUUCCCCAGCGCCAUCGAAUACUGAGUUGGAUUCGGUUGAUAAGAAAAUGCUUGUGCCCCAAAGUUCACGAUUCGGCAUCAUAAAACACUCAAAUGACAUUAGCAGAGAAGAAGAAAUUACCCAAGAAGAACAAAAUGAAGAGUUUCCAUUGUCCCUCACAGAAGAUAAACACAAAGAUAUGACAAUGAAAAAGGACACAACUAAUUACAGACUCAUUGCCAUCAUCUUGGGAGCUUUACUUACAAUUUUCAUCGUUUCGUCAAUCAUUUUUCUCACGUGGACAAGGUUGCACGGAAAGGUUUUAUACAGCCCCGGUAAAAUUGUUAAGGAUCAUCGAAGAGAAGACGGAAUUCCAGACUCUAAAACAAACAACAACGAAAAAUUAUCAAAUUUGUACAAUGAUUCAAACGCAUAAUAAAUAUUGGAGUUCUUUUUCGAUACAAAAUAAAUGAAAGAAUGAGAAAUGGUAGCUCUACGACGAGAAAAGCGAAUAUUGAAUGCAAUAAAUCAAGUACUUAGUGGUGGAAUGGUCUCAGCAAGGGUCGGAAAACGUCAUCUUCACUGAAGAUAUGCAAAGCAUAGAAUUAUUAAGCUUAAUUCGCUGAAUAUUGUCCGAUCAGACACAUUUCAAGCAUUCAAUAAAUUAAAUAUAUAUCUAUGCUUAUAUUUUAUUUUGAAAAAAAAAAUUUUUUGGAUACAUAAGGGAAUGUUGAAAGAUAAUCAGGUAUUUUUUGAAUGCUGCGCUUAAAAUUAUAUUAAAAGGAUGAGUAUUUUUAACGAACUUAUUAAUACUGCGAAUACCUAUUUUAGUUAUCAAUUAUUUAUGAUAUUUUCUUUGUUACCAUCUGUGCAAUUUACUGUUAUUAUUUUGUUUCAAUAGUUUUUUUAUACCAAUACAAACUUCAAAUAAAGUGCUAUAUU
This is a messenger RNA of Styela clava, 2926 nucleotides long. RefSeq lists its product as uncharacterized. The record is from RefSeq and is a predicted model, not a curated record. Lineage: Eukaryota; Metazoa; Chordata; Ascidiacea; Stolidobranchia; Styelidae.